Molecule: messenger RNA, 2817 nt
Organism: Phycodurus eques (leafy seadragon)
Lineage: Eukaryota; Metazoa; Chordata; Actinopteri; Syngnathiformes; Syngnathidae
Gene: gghl
Product: gamma-glutamyl hydrolase
Exons: 9
Coding region: 306-1265 (319 amino acids)
Biological process (GO): tetrahydrofolylpolyglutamate metabolic process
Cellular component (GO): vacuole
Molecular function (GO): gamma-glutamyl-peptidase activity
Source: RefSeq, a predicted model, not a curated record
GAGAAUAGAUUGUUGGGAAUAAAUGACUUGCAGGGAACAAACAGUUUAGGUAGUAAAUGUAGGUGAGUGCUCUCACUUUUUACCACUGGCAAAGCACAAACUUCCCUAUAAGCAAGCAUGUCCUUCCUAAAAUCCACACUUACCAGUGUACACUGUGCAGUAUGUGUGCAUGUGAUUAGUCAAAUGUCCACUCACUUCACUUCCUCAUUCAACUCAACAUAACACAACUUCAGCAUAAACUCUCUCCUUUUGCAAGAGCAAUUUGCUGAGGGGGUUGAUUCCUCUGUGAGAGUUAAGGCUUCAAAAUGCGAUUGUGCUCUUUUUUAUGUGUCCUUUUUAUCUGUGGAUGUUUGAGUUCUUACCAGGCCAAGCUGAUUCGACACAAGCAAAACAUUGUGAAUGAUAGACCUGUUAUUGGUAUUCUGACUCAGAUUGUUUCAGAUGAAGUGAUGAAACAAUAUGGGAGCACAUACAUACCUGCCUCCUACGUCAAGUACAUUGAGUCGGCGGGCAGCCGAGUGAUGCCGAUCAGACUGACUCUUACCACUGCUGAGUAUGAAAACAUCUUUAGCAGGAUAAAUGGGCUCUUACUCAUCGGUGGAGCCUCCAAUCUUGAGACAUCUGACUUUGCAAGAGUGUCAAAGAUUUUUUAUCAGCUUGCUCUGAAGGCUAAUGAGGCAGGAGACCACUUCCCAGUGUGGGGUACGUGCUUGGGCAUGCAGCUGCUCACUGUCCUGGUGUCCGGCCAUAAUUUCUUGACCAAAGCCACGGCUGAGAACGUGGCCUUGCCUCUCAACUUAACACGAGCGGCCUUCUCCAGUCGCAUGUUUGCGGACUUCCCUCAGGAGCUGAUGAAGGCUUUGCAAAAAGAACCUCUCACUGGUCAUUUUCACCACUAUGGACUCACAUUGAAAGCCUUCAAGCAAAACUUACAGCUGCAGGAUUUCUUCUACCUGAUCUCUACAAAUGUUGGUGAAAAUGGAGUAAGCUUCAUCUCAACCAUCGAAGGCAAGAAAUACCCCUUCUAUGGGGUGCAGUGGCACCCAGAGGUCAACCGUUUUCAGUGGGACAGCAGAAAGAGCUUUCCUCACUUGCCUCACGCCAUCCAGCUGUCGUCACUCCUGGCCCAGUUUUUUGUAAAUGAAGGGAGGAGAAGUUUACAUAACUUUGAUGACCCUAAAGAAGAGGCCUUGACACUGAUUUACAACUACACGCCCGUUUUUGCGGGAAACUUCAGCGGAUAUGAGCAGAUCUAUUUCUUCUGAAAAGCUGUCCUCAAAAAAGUCGGACUUCACAAUGUAGACGAGUCAUGCACCACCAUGUGACCUCAAAGAAGUUUUUUUUUUUUCCUGUACUUUGAAUAAUUGUUUUGUAUUCCCAUGUUUUUUGUAUAGAGGCUCAGACAUACUGUAUGUAAUUAUUCCAAAUUAGGAGUAGCAAAGUAAAGCAAAGCAAAUUUAUUGAUGUAGCGCAUUUCAUACACAAGGUAACUCAAUGUGUUUUACAUGAUUAAAAGCAUUUAAAAACAAAUUAAAAAAACAGUUUAUAAACAUUUAAAACAAAGAGGAAAAUAAAUGACGUCACUUCUGUUGGCAACUUAUUCCAUUUGUGUGCAGCAUAAAUGCUGCUUCACCAUGUUUGUUUUGGACUCUGUGCUCCACUAUUUGACCUGAGUCUGUCGAUCUCAGAGCCCUACUGGGUUUAUAUUCCCUUAGCAUUUCUUUCAUGUAUUGAGGAACUAAACCGUUUAGUGAUCUAGAGACCAGUAGCAGAAUUUUAAAAUCUAUUCUAAAGCUGACUGGAAGCCAGUGUAAAGGCUUUAGAAUUGGAGUAAUAUUCUCUGACGUCUUUGUUCUGGUCAGGACCCGAGCUGCAGAAUUCUGAAUGAGCUGCAGCUCUUUAAUGCUCUUUGUGGGGAGGUCAGUCAAAAGAUCAUUACAAUAGUCAAGUCUACUUGAGAUAAAAGCAUGGAUGAAAAUAGUAGGGAAUCUUUCCUUUCAGUUUUUGUAGUCCUUCAAGGGUUAUACUAAAUUUAUGAAAAAAUAUGAUGCAAUGAUCUAAUUGUGUAUCCUUGUGAAAUGUAUGUAUUUUAGGGGUCUACAACCCGAGGCACCAAAACUCACUCAUCAAUUUUGAAAAAAAAAAAAAAAUCUGUUGAGUUAGAUUUUUAUGAUGAUUAAAACUCAAAUUUGCAUGCUGAUUUCAAAAUUGCAGUCAGUUUUUUUCUAGCACGUCAAUUUUUUUUUAUUACGGAGCCCCCCUUGUGCCAAGGUAUAAGAAAAAUAAAAUUCAUUGAUAAUCUGUUCCCUCAGUUUAGGAAACUGUACCCUCAGUUUAGGAAACUGUACUCUCAGUUUAGUAAACUGUACCCUCAGUUUAGUAAUCCGGACCAUAAUUACUAAACUAAGGGUACAGUUUACUAAACUGAGGGUACAGAUUACUAAACUGAGGGUACAGUUUACUAAACUGAGGGAACAGAUUAUCAAUGAAUUAAAUUUUUCUCAUACCUUGGCACCAGGGGGGCUCCGUAUUUUCUCCACAGCUUACCCUCCUGAUAAGCAAAAUUCCACUGAUUAGGUGUAGUCAGACUUGCCAGCUGAUUAUGAUUGGACUCAUCUAUAGCUACGUGGCAACUUGACUGAGAGUGUGUGAGGUGUGUGCAGCUCCCAAUAGGUCAGUACUAUCAAUAUCUGCAAACAGAAAGCUAGCAUAGUAGGAAUUAAGAGGAUUCAUGCCAUAUCUGUUGUAAAACAUAAUACUGUUAAAUAAACAUUGCCGUCGUUUCUUUCAUAUUUCAUUGUAUGUCAAUAUUUGAAA